AUGUCAAUCUUGAUGAUUGUUAUGCAGAGCGAAACCGUAGCGCAAGUGGGGACAUCAUUGAAGGUAAAAAUGCAUUUCCAAAGCGAUCGCGGAGAUUAUCCCUUACCAAAGGCCGCAGAUCAAGUUCGGUUCAGAAGCGGGAUGAAGAAUUUGACCGAUAAUCUCCAUGCUCUGGGAUUCAAAACAGGCAUCGUGCGGUAUCAAUACAUCUCGACUAACGUCCAUACUAAUCCCACUCACCAGUACAGCGACUCGGGUUGGUUUACUUGCGCUGGAUACCCGGGAUCGUUCCAGAACGAACUCCGUGAUGCUCGCACAUUCCAGGAUUGGGGCUUCGACUAUUUGAAGUACGAUAACUGUGCAAUUCCAUAUGACAGGAUCAUCCGAGAAGGCAUCGUUGGAAAGUAUGAGCGAAUGGCUGAUGCCCUCGAGGAGUUGUCGGCGACCUCGGGACAUCAUCCUUUUACGUUCGCCCUGUGUCAGUGGGGUUGGAACCAGGUGUGGCAAUGGGGAAAGCAGUUUGGUCACAGCUGGAGAACAACGAAUGAUAUCGCCCCGCAUUGGGAUGCCUUGGCAAAUGUCAUCAAUUUCAACUCCUUCAUCACACAAGCAACGGACUUCUACGGCCACAACGAUCUAGACAUACUCCAACUUGGAAAUGGGGACCUCACGUUUGAUGAGGCGAAAUCACACUUCACGGCAUGGGCGUUGAUGAAAUCUCCCUUAUUAAUCAGCGUCAAUAUGUCCACCAUCACCAACGAGACGCUGGAAAUCCUGACGAACAGAGAAAUCCUAGCCAUAAACCAGGAUCCGGUAGUGGGCACCAGCAUCUCGCCCUUCAGAUGGGGAAUAAACCCUGACUGGACGAGCAACAGCAGCUUCCCCGCGCAAUACUGGAGUGGCCAGUCACAGAAUGGCACGGUUUUCAUGCUGUUGAACACGCUGAACGAGCCAUCGGACCUGACAUUCAAUCUUACUGAGUCGCCCUGGAUUCGUGCAGGGCGCGCGUACUCUGUGAGGGACCUUUGGACCCACACCGACAACGGGACUGCAGUGCGGAAUUUCACCGCUCACGCAGUUCCACCCCAUGGCGUUGCCGCCCUCUUAUUGAAGGAUGUUGGUGACGAGCCCGCGGGGCUCUUCCCAGAGUGCAGUGUUUGGAUUCAGUGCACAGACAAAAACGGUACUCGAGUUGGUGGGUAA
Pleurotus ostreatus (oyster mushroom) is the source of this 1203-nucleotide messenger RNA. RefSeq lists its product as uncharacterized. Bases 1 to 1203 code for a protein of 400 amino acids. Gene Ontology annotation, molecular function: hydrolase activity, hydrolyzing O-glycosyl compounds. The transcript has 16 exons. NCBI's taxonomy places the organism in Eukaryota, Fungi, Basidiomycota, Agaricomycetes, Agaricales, Pleurotaceae. Gene Ontology annotation, biological process: carbohydrate metabolic process. The record is from RefSeq and is a predicted model, not a curated record.